GCAUGACGAGCGAGCGGAGCGGGCAGGGCGCGGCCAACCAGCUGCCGGUUCCCUCUGCCCCGAGAACCACGCACUCCACGCCUCGCCCGUCGACGCUGCCCUCCACUGGCCCAGCGUCCACCGGGAACACCAGCAGCAGCGCAGGCGCAGUGGUGAGCAAGGUCAAGAACGGGUCGGCUGUGGUGGCGUCCGUGCUCUCGGACAACGGCCGACCUCACAUCAUGGUCCACUCGUCCCUCACCAGACUCGAGGUCAACGACGAGCAGCUGGAGAUGGAGGCCAGGGAGCAGGACGCACAGGCGUCGGGGGCGGUGCUGGCUCUUGCCAUGGGUGUGUGCAUCACGGCCCUCCUGGUGGUGCUCGUCGGGUGCCGCCUCCGGGGCGUGCGGCGGCGCCUCCGGAGACACAGAGGCUCCAAGUCGCUCUACGCCCACGACGCCGACUACCUUGUGAAUGGGAUGUACCUGUGAGGCGAUCGCGGCGUAGGAGCAGAUGUUAUGACAUAGUUGUAAUCGGGAGCGUAACUACUGGAAGACCGGAGGCAGUUCCCAUCCUGCCCUGGGAAGCCCAACCCGUCGGGCGCGGAGAGCGGCGCCACCAAUCCGACGGACGCGGCUGUGAAGCAGCACCGACUCCAGUGUGUGCUUUGACGAGAAGUGUGCUUGGUAACAAAACUGUAAAUGAUUGUGUCUUUUGUCCUUAUAUUGUGGAGCUUUGGAGUAUUUUAUGCACAUGAUAUAACCGUCAGAUCAAACCUUAAUUAAAAAGAUAAUGCAAAAUUAUAAUAAGACACAAUGAAUGUAAUAAUUUCGUCGGGUUCAGGAAAAAUCGGAUGAUAAUUCUGACGCCCGC
Messenger RNA from Penaeus monodon (black tiger shrimp), 852 nucleotides. RefSeq names its product low-density lipoprotein receptor-related protein 11-like. Lineage: Eukaryota; Metazoa; Arthropoda; Malacostraca; Decapoda; Penaeidae. The transcript is spliced from 3 exons. Bases 3 to 470 code for a protein of 155 amino acids. The record is from RefSeq and is a predicted model, not a curated record.